This is a messenger RNA of Branchiostoma belcheri (Belcher's lancelet), 2949 nucleotides long. Its product is annotated as WW domain-containing adapter protein with coiled-coil-like. Gene Ontology annotation, biological process: positive regulation of TORC1 signaling; regulation of autophagy. NCBI's taxonomy places the organism in Eukaryota, Metazoa, Chordata, Leptocardii, Amphioxiformes, Branchiostomatidae. The coding region runs from base 196 to 2076 and encodes 626 amino acids. The transcript has 17 exons. The record is from RefSeq and is a predicted model, not a curated record. Gene Ontology annotation, molecular function: chromatin binding; RNA polymerase II complex binding. Gene Ontology annotation, cellular component: nucleus.
UCCGUGACACGAACGUCAAUCGAUCAGGCUGGAAUCCGAAGGUCCCGGAUGUGUCAUGGCGUCCUCCCCUCCAGAGAGGCUGGUGGUGUAUGAUGGUGUAAAAUAAGCAGGCGUUUAGACCCUUUGCGGUGCCGAAAAUUCACCAGAGUUGCACCAAAACCCACCCUUAAGCCUCUAUGGUAUUGAUGGUAAUGCAUGCACGGAAAUAUCCGCGGCUUAACGAUGGGUACCACGACAGAAGCCAGGCCCAUCCCUACCAGACUGCUGGUGUGGGAAAGUACCCAUCCAAGCGUGACGGCAGCGGCUCCUAUAAUGACUACGACCACCGGAUUGACAGAGUGCGGGAUUCGCCCGGCGAGGUUUCCACCGCACGAAGGACAGUCCCGGCAACGGAACAGUCCCUGGGAGUCACGCGACAGGGAGAGAGAGAGGGAGCGAGAGAGAGACAGGGAGAGAGACAGGGACAGAGACAGAUAUAAGAACAAAUCUUCUUAUUCAGAACGAUAUAGGGAAAAGGAAAGGGAGAGGGAAAGAAGAGAGAGAGAAAGGGCUAGGUACAGUCCCGGGGACUGGGACAGACCUCACAGAAGAGACAGAGAGGACAGGAGAGGGACCAGCGAUUCUCCGGCGCAGAACGCAGCCAAUCACCAGCCCCGACAGAGCAACAGCAGCGCCAACCACUCACAGACGCAGCCCCAGACGACCGACAGGAAAAAUGAUAACGACGCGGGGAAGAAAAACGCUGAGCAUACCCAGUCCAGCACUGCUAGUACCAGUACUGCAGCAGCUAAUACAAAGGCUUACAGAAAGGUCCAAGGUGAUUGGUCGGAACACAUCAGUUCUUCGGGCAAGAAAUAUUACUACAACUGUAAAACGGAGGUGUCACAAUGGGAGAAACCACCGGGCUGGCAGGAGAGCCCAAAAGAUAGCGGAGAGUCGAAACACAAAGACAAGCCUGUUGCCAAGGAAACCGCCUCCUCUUCUUCAGCUGCCUCCUCCGCAUCCCAUGGAACCAACAGCAGAGAAGCUGGCAGCAGCAGCGCAACUGGUACUCCUAGCUCAUCUAAUCACAAGCAUUCCACGGACCCCUCCCCCCGUCCUGCCACCCAGCCAGCCUCCGACAGACACAAGGACACCCCCAAGUCUCACAAUAGAACAGGUACCCCCUCCUCGUCCCAGGGCACCCCCAGCGCGCACCGCGGGACCCCCGGACAGGGCAGCGACCGUAUGGACAUCUCCACAACUCCUGAACACCUGCAGACCAUCUACACCAGGAGUAGAACAGAGUCUCCCGCGGUGCAGAACACCCCCUCUCCAGGAACCCCCUCCCUGGGGCGCAGCCACACCACCCCGCACUCCAUCCCCCCCUCCCUGGUGCAGCAGCUCUUCCCCCCCACCUCCAGCGCAAGUAGUAUAUCCCAAGUUCACAAUGUAGGAGUAGAGCAGUCCUUACAGCUGUUGCAGCACGCCACCAUGCUGACGCAACAGGCACUGCAGGCUCAGCAGCAGCAGCCUACAACAACUGUCCCCCCUUCUAAUGUUUCUGACUCGUCUCCUGUUUCUAUGCGGACGUCGAUAUCAGACAUGUCCUCUCCUUACCAGUCUCAGCUCUCACCGCAGCCGAGCUCCAGUCAGCAGGGGGAAGUCGUGACCAGUUCAGCCUCUCCUGCUCACAGUGUACAUAGCCAGAAAUCUGUAGGGAGCCAUGCGGACGGGGCAGUGAGCAGUAGUUACGCCGUGGUGCACAGUUCCACUCCCACCGCGGCGCACACCGUCCUCCCCCCCUCCAUCGAACUCACGCCGGCGCUAGUCAAGUACUACAAGGAGACACUCAUCAGACACACGCAAGGCUGGCAGGCAGAGCACGCCGAGAGACAGGCGCAGAGGUUAGAUGAGGAAGGCCAUGCAAUGGGCAGUCUGCACAGUUCCCAGGUGUCUGUGGACCUGAAGUUUGCCCGGUCGCUGGUCAGAGUCUCAGAAAUCCAGGCCACGUUACAGGAACAAAGGAUACUGUUUCUACGGCAACAGAUACAACAUUUGGAGAAGAUGAAGAAUCAGAACAUGUUUCCCUCGUAGCUGCCCUCCCCCUCUGUAGGGAUGUACUUGGUACAUCCCGCCGACUGUGUGCAUUACUGAUACCUGCGGUUCCUUCGCUACACUGCCGACUCGGUUGUAUCCUUCGUGGCUCCGCUACACUCGACUCGCUACAUCUCCAGCCAGAUCGUCAUGUGUACAAGGAUCACCAGAAACCGCCUGUAACCAUGGAAACUGUAUCCAUGGAAAUCGCCCUGUAACCAUGGUUCUCGUUGCUUGUAUGUACGACUAGUUUUGUUCCCUCGUUUUAGGACUAUAAAAAAGAAGAGAGAGAAAAUUGAGGCAGAAUUGUAACGAUAAUUAGCUGUAGCAGUUUUGGUACCGACACGUGCCAGGAUGUCAGGCGCUUUGUAAGGGAGGAAUUUCCAAACCGGACGCAGACAGACAGACAGAGAGGAAAGAACUGUCUGCAAUGUUAGUUCACUUUGGGACGAGCUUCUAGUUAUUUUUGCUUGUCAGUUUUGUUGUACAUGAUUCCUGGCACGGCCACCCUACUGCACCUAUCAGGACAGAACAAACCACCACAGAAACGUCCAAAACAUCCAACCAUCUCUUGAGAGUUCAGGGCAAUUUGGAAAGAAAGGGAAUUAAAAUUUUGUCCCCACUUAUGUUGUGUACAACUGUAGUAGCCAUAUCGUAGGGUUGUUAGCUUCGGAACUACAUAAUCCAGUUGAAAAAUUGUCUCAAGAUUUGAAUUUGAAGAUUUAAUCACAAGAAACUUGACUUAGAAAGACACUCACUUCUGAGUUUCUCUAAAUGCUAUCCCCCUUCCCCGGACCAAUCUUUGUGUGGUGUCUUUACCUUGAUAGAUGCACAGGGGGGGGUUGCGUAGCCAAGGACUAGGGCUCCUAUCAA